AGUUACUUAUUAAAUUCAGCUUUCAAACUUAGAAACUAUUUUUUGGCUAAUUAAAUCUUAAGACAAACUAUCAAUAAUAAGCAAACAUGGGAAGCACUGAAAUAUUGACAAUGAGCGCUGAACGCUUUGGCAAAAUAAUCUCCACCACAUAUGUUAUGAGCACCGAUUCCAUGUUCGCGGCUGACAAGGCGUGUCCUUGUGAAGAGUUCAAGGACGAAUGCCCACGUAACGUAUUAAGCUUGCCGGAGACGACGCUGGAGUUGGACAUAGACGACAUUGCGGACAGUUUGAUGCAGGUGAUGCGCAUCUGCGGACUGAAGCCCUGGGAGGUGAAGCGCACCAAGGAGAUCAUUAAGCACAGCUUUCGGCAUUACAGCGAACUGCGCUUUAGAAUAGACCGCGUGCCCAGCAAGCGCUUUGCCAAGGAGCACUUCAUGCACGAUCUGGCCGUCAAGGCGGGCAUGAGCCGCAUGGAUGCGCAGCUGGUGUUCGGCAUAGUGAAGCGCGCCUUCAGAGCUUAUUAUCAUGCCACAGGCGAGGGCGGCAGACGUCUCUUGAGCAUUGCCACGCAGAUGCGGCAUCGUUCCGAGUGCGUCUGGCGACAUGCGGCGCGCAAAACAGCGGAGAUCUACGCUGUCUAUAGAGGUUUGCUCUACUCGGAGCAGCUGCAGUAUCAGGCCUGCAUCGAGUGCGUCUACAAGGAUUUGUACAGUACGCUGCAGUCGCGUUUGGCCUACGACGAUCCCGAACCUUGCUGCGAAUGCGCCAGGCCCAGAUCCAAUGUCGACAUAGCCAAGCUCAAGUCUGUGUCCACAGUAACCACAACGGAGAUCUUCUUCAACCAGCAGCCGCUGGCCAUGAGUCGCGCCGAGUCGAACAUUUCCAUACAUCUGAACUACAAGCAGAUGAAAGUAAAUCUGGACCGCACAAUUAGCCGCAAUGUGCGUGAGUACAAAGCGUCUGUGAAUUCGAUGCGCUCCAUUGCCUCCAAGAAUUCCAUACGCGUUUGCGACUGCCGUCCGCUGCUCUGCACUCGUAAUCCCAUCAAGCAGCGCCCGGCGCCCGAGAUUAGCGCCGAGUGCAGUCAGGGGCCGUACACUUGUCGCUGGCUGCCCUACGAUGAGGAGGAUGAGCCCAAGCAUCGUGUGCCCUGUCCGCCCAUGGAAGUCAUCUGCGUGCCUUGCGAGCACGAGGGCAUUGUCUGCGCCGAGGACUGCACCUGCACCUGUCGCGUCUGCACCUGCGCGCCCAUUGUCAGUCACGAGGAGGAGCAUUUGGGCGAGAAACUCUCCCAAGCGGGUGUGGAAGAUCACGAUACGGACUAUUGCUGGCUGGCGCCGUUCCGCGAUUGGCCACUAGGCGAGCCACGUUACCUCAAGGAGCCCAGCGUGGUGUAUGAGGGCGAGGAGGAGAUGGGCGAGGAAUUGUCCGAGGAGCCCUUCGAGCCCUAUGUCUGCACCUGCACCUGCAAGUACAAGCAGCGCGCCAAGCCGCAUCUCUUCACCUACCUCAUGCCCUUCCGCACUCCACCGCGACAGUCAUCCGAUCCAGAAACGCCAGCGCCACCUCCACCAGAGCCCAGAGUGCCACCUUGUGGCAUCUCCAUAGCCGCAUACCGCUGCUGGACUGAGCCCACGCCCGAGGAGGAGGAGGAGAGCAGCGAUCAGCCCAAGCCUGUGCUGCUUAUGAGCGAACCUCAGGGCAAAGUGGGCGACAUCCAUGUGGAUGUUACAGUUAAGCGUCAACUUGGCUCAAUGCAAGCUAAAGCGCCGCCGCUAACUCAGGCAAAGAACAAACCUGUCAAGGACAACAUUGCGCCUCUCAAACUGAAUAUGGGCAGAGAGUCCAAGGCGGUCAAGCCUGUAGUGGCCACGCCAGCGGGGGUCAAGACUGCACCACCGCCUGCAGCUCAGCCAACGCCUCAGACAACGCCUCAGCCAGCGAAACCAGCAACGCCAGCAGCAGCUGCUCCAGCGCCGCCAGCGGAUGAUAACUUAACCAAGGAAGAUAUAUUGGAUAUAAUUGGCUUGAGGUUCAAGUAAUCAAAUGUGUAUUUGUGCCGCUCGAAAUUGAUGAAUUAACUAUUAAAAAAAAUAUGUUACGGA
This is a messenger RNA of Drosophila busckii, 2105 nucleotides long. RefSeq lists its product as uncharacterized. The transcript is spliced from 3 exons. The record is from RefSeq and is a predicted model, not a curated record. Bases 87 to 2042 code for a protein of 651 amino acids. NCBI's taxonomy places the organism in Eukaryota, Metazoa, Arthropoda, Insecta, Diptera, Drosophilidae.